CUUGUGCCCGGUCUAAUCUCUGUGGUUACACGUACACGUGUAGACGGGCAGACUAUCGGUUCUAUUCAUCUUUUGUUUCUGUUAUCUCCGGCCCACUGUAUAAUAACUUUCGGCCCCCGAUUCAUUUCUCCGCUGUCAACUUUAUUCUUCUCAUCGCCAUACGUGCCACGCUUCUCACAAGCUCUGCAGUUGCCUUCUAGACCCCCAAGAUGAAGCCGUCUUCCCUGGCAGACGCCGACUUCGACAACGACGUGGACAAGCCGUCCGCGGCCGUCAUCGAGGACUCCCACCUGCACCACGAGCACAGCGCCCGCCUGACCAGGUCCAUCCUCUUCAAGACUGACACGCGUGUCCUUCCCAUCCUCGCCCUGCUCUUCUUGUGUUCUUUCCUCGACAGGACAAAUGUCGGCAACGCAAAGAUCAUCGGCCUCGCCGAGGACCUCGACAUCUCCAGCCUGCAGUACAACCAGGGCCUGGCCGUGUUCUAUGCAACGUAUAUUGCGAGCGAACUCCCCUCAAACCUGAUCCUCAAGCGCCUCACGCCCCGGGUAUGGCUCGCCGCCCUGGCCUGCGCCUGGGGCACCGUGACCAUGUGCCUGGGCUUCGUGCGCAGCUACGGCUCCUUCGUCGCCGUCCGCGCCAUCCUGGGCGCCACCGAGGGCGGCCUGCUCCCCGGCAUGGUCCUGUACCUCUCGGGCCUGUACACGCGGGGGGAGAUGGCGCUCCGCAUCGGCAUCUUCUACACCGCCGCGUCGCUGUCGGGCGCCUUUGGGGGCCUGCUCGCCCGCGGCCUGUCUGCCAUUGGGCCUCGUGGGGGCCUUGAGGGCUGGAGAUGGAUUUUCAUAAUCGAGGGGUUGCUCACGGUCGUGUGUGGUGCCAUCUCGUACUUCUUCCUUGCUAGUAACCUGCACACUGCGUCUUUCCUUACCCCUGAGGAGCGCGAGUUUGCUGCGAAGCGGCUUUCUGGGGAGGUGCCUAGUGCGGAGAGGUUCAGCCCUUCCGUAGAGAGGGAAGAGAAGUUCAGAUGGUCCGAGGUCAAACGAGGCGUCCUGAACGUCCAGGUCUGGCUCACCGCCACGGCCUACUUCGCCAUCCUGUCCGGCCUCUACUCCUUCGGCCUGUUCCUCCCAACCAUCAUCAACGACAUGCACAUCACAUCCGACGCGAACCAGACCCAGCUCUGGUCCGUCAUCCCCUACGCGGUCGCCACCCCCGUGACAGUCUUCGUCGCCUUGCUGUCCGAUCGUUUGAAACUCCGGGGCACGAUCAUGUUGUUCACCCUCCCCGUCGCCAUCGCCGGCUACGCCGUGAUCGCCAACGUCACGUCCGCCCCCGCCCGCUUCGCAAUGACCUGCCUCAUGGCCAUCGGGAUGUAUGCGAGCGUCCCCUGCGUGCUGGUCUGGAACUCCAACAACUCAGCCGGCCACUACAAGCGCGCCACGACGUCGGCCCUGCAGCUCGCCAUCGCCAACGCUGGGGGGUUUGUUGCCACGUUCAUCUACCCCAAGGAGGAAGGCCCGCUGUACCACAAGGGCCACACGGUGAUUCUGGGCCUGUUGUGCUACGCCUGGGUCGCCGUCCUGGCGAAUGUGCUCUACUGCAGGAAGGUCAACAGGGACAAGCAGGCUGGCAAGUACGCCCAGUUCGAGGGCUGCGGCGACGACAGAGACCCGCGCUUUAUCAUGAUACUGUAA
This is a messenger RNA of Diaporthe batatas, 1694 nucleotides long. RefSeq lists its product as uncharacterized. NCBI's taxonomy places the organism in Eukaryota, Fungi, Ascomycota, Sordariomycetes, Diaporthales, Diaporthaceae. The record is from RefSeq and is a predicted model, not a curated record. Gene Ontology annotation, molecular function: transmembrane transporter activity. Gene Ontology annotation, biological process: transmembrane transport. Gene Ontology annotation, cellular component: membrane. Bases 210 to 1694 code for a protein of 494 amino acids. The transcript has 6 exons.